GGGCUUUUGUGCUCGAGAGGUGAAUGAUGAAGAUCUAACUGCAAUCGCAGAUUUAUGUCAUAAAUUAAAAUAUCUAAAUAUUUUUAAUCGCACAGAGUUUUCUGAAAUAUCAAUUUGUAAUGUUAUUCAUUCUUGUCCAAGACUCCAACAACUUGAUUUUAGCUAUUGUGAAAUUACUGAUAUAACUAUCGAAGAAAUUGCUAAAUCAAGUCUUAAUUUAAAAUAUCUAAAUCUGAAAGGGU
This is a messenger RNA of Funneliformis geosporum, 242 nucleotides long. The record is from the annotation of a GenBank genome assembly. NCBI's taxonomy places the organism in Eukaryota, Fungi, Glomeromycota, Glomeromycetes, Glomerales, Glomeraceae.